AUGCGUCGGCACAAGGAAAAGGCCGACCGCCACCGCAGUGAGGCGCCUGUCUUCUCUCCAGGCGACCGGGUCUGGCUCUCCACCCUCCGCCUGCCCCUCCGCCUGCCCUGCAGGAAGUUGAGUCCGCGGCCAGUGGUGCCUGGUCCGCUCGCUGAGGCUGGACCCAGUGACGCCCUGCCUCCUCCUCUGGACAUCGAGGGAGGUCCGGCAUACUCGGUCCGUGAAGUCCUGGAUUCGAAGCGUCGGGCGGAGCGUCUCCAGAACCUCAUUGACUGGAAGGGGUACGGCCCAUGGAAGCGGUGCUGGGUUCCUGUGGUGGAUAUCCUGGACGCGUCGCUGACCAGGGAUUUUCACCGUCGGCACCUGACCGACCCGUACCGCGUCCCUGUGGUCGCCCCCGAAGCCGGUGUCGUCCCGCUGCUAGUGCAGCGCAAGUUACAGCAGAAGGCUCUGCAGCAACCUAAGCAGAAGAAAUCCAAGUCGGCUGAAUUUCUGAUGGGCGAAAUGGAGGAGAGUGCUGUGGUGGAAGGCAUUGAAAACCCUGUCUUCGAUGGAAGCUACAGCACAGAGCUUUCAGCUUCUCGGGCUUCAGCAGGGAGAGAAAUUCAACGUGACAGGCAAGAUAGCACCCUUGCAGCUCACCAACAAAAAAUGGAGCUGCGAGCCCCUGCCAAACCAAGAGGAAAUGAGCGUGCCCGAAAUUACUUUGACCCAGCGCUGGUGCAGGAAACCAACCCAAGGCGGUGCGGGAUGGCGGAGGUCGGCACAGAAGAUGAGCUGGAAUUAAAAAUAAUGAACCAAGAUGAAAAGGGCCUAUAUCAGAAAAUGGCUGAAAUGCUGGACGCUGACGACGACACCACCAUCAUAGAGUUACCAGGUAUGGCGCUAGCCCACAUGGAGGAGGCAGAGGUGUGGAAGGUGAGGGCCGGUGAUCCAACGCUGCGUGUCGGUGCCGGUGCUGCAGGCCGUGGGCGCUUCAUGGCGGCAGUGGAAGAAGGGGAAGAAGAGGUGAUCCCCCGCUACGCCCAGCAGCUGAGGGAGCGCGUGCUGCCUGACAUGAUCACGCUUGGCAGCCUUUCACUGGAACAGGUCAGAGCCACAAAGAGGAAUAUCUAUGUCAUCUCCUAUAUUCACCAGCACAUGAGCCAUGUCCAUUACACACUCCGCCUAAUGGACAACACUGGCGCAGAGAGCCAGUUGCUGAAGGCGCUGAGGGAGCGCAAAGGUGAAGUGAUCGCCAAAUACGGCGAGAUGACAGAAGCCUCCUCCGCAGCAGAAUCACCGUGGGCCAGGGAGCCGGGCCUCGGCUGGCAGGUGGAGUGGUCGCAGAGUCCCCAGCCCAUGGAGGUGCGUGUGCGCUGCCUACGGGCAGUCAGGGACAAGCUGCCCAGGGGCCUCUACAGCCUCAGUGUGGCUCUUCAGAGCCGUCUGGGAGGCCCCGCCCUCACCUGGUCCUGUCUGAAGGAGGAGCAGUGGGCUGGGACCACAGAGCCCGUGGAGCACGGGGGCCACUUCUACGACACAGAGCUGCACGUCAACCAGAGCCUGUUCACCAUCCUGCCUGCGUCGUGUGACAUGCUGCCCUCCAUGGUCCUGCUGUUCAGGCUGCUGGACCUGACAGGGGAGCGGAGCCAGGUCGGCACCACACUGGGCUGGGCCGCCUUCCCUGUCUGCCACGCCACCCUCACAACUGUCCAGGGGCGCUUCAAGACCCCCAUCCUCAGGGGGCUCCCGCACCCCCACCUCGACCAGUUCCGCAAGAUAGAAGGCCUUAUGUCAGCCGACCUGGACAACUGGCUGUGUAACCUGUACUUCCAGGUGAGGAAGCUCCCCAGUGGCAGCUCCAGAGGGGAUGAGGAGCACAGUGUCACCCUGCAGAUCCCUCCUCUCCUCGUCCCCCCUUCGCCCCCCCAGGCAGGCCCAAGCGACUCCAGCCCCAGCCGGGGGAGAGGCGGCGUCAAGCCGUGUCACCGGGGGUCCCCUCUCCACCUGUCUGCCUCACACUCCUCCUCUGCCUGCUCCUCCUCCACUCUGCCAGGGAAGAACUCCACAGUAGUGGUCCCUGAGAAAAUAGAGGAGAUGAGAGAUCCCUACACAGAGGAAGCAGAGACAUGGAUGCACUACAAGAAGAAGCCAAUCAACAAGAUAAAUAGCUCGAGCGCCCAUGUGAGAGGGAGCGCCGCACCUCCACCGCUUCUGCAGGGCCAGGCUGACAAACAGGAGACAGCAGCUCCGGCUGUAGCAUCAUCGGAGAAGAGGGAGAAUCUCUGGGCUAAGGAGAUGGAGGAGUAUACGUUCUCCCUACAGCCUGUGCUCUCCUACAGAGGGCUGGGCGGUGGCGGCACCGGCAGUGGUAGCAAUGGUGGGGCUGCUGAGCGUACACAUUUGGCUCUCCGCAUGAUCCCGUCAGAGCUGGGCCUGUCACCGCGGCGCUGGGGCUGGCGCUCCUCCUCAGCAGCAGCAGCAGCACAGCUCUGCCUCAUUAUGCCGCUCCUGGCUUUGAUCUGGUUUGCGAGGCUCUACCUGCAUUACUGCAGCCAGUGGCUCUUCCUCCAGGCCAUCGCAGUUCCUGUCAACAAAUUCCAGUUCCAUGCUCACACCGUGGAGCUGGUCUACCAGAAUUCCUUGCUUCAUACCCGCGAGGAGUUGGCUAUGGUCAUGGUGGGACCUCUGACCUUGAACGCCGUAACGUUGCUGCUGCUCCUGAUCAGAUGGGGCUGUCAGCUAGCGUUUGGCUCACUCCCCUCCUUCACGUCAAACUUUAUCAUGGCUUUGGGAGUGUGGACAGUGCUGGACCCGCUGGCGGUCUUUGUAGUGGAUGCCAUCCUGGGGCGUCUGUCCUACAGUGCAGAGUCUCCUGUUGCGGAUGCAGCCAAGCUCUACUGGCACUUCUACCGGACCGACCAAUCAGGGGCAGCUGGAGUGGUCAUCACCCUCUUCCUCUAUGCCAUCCUCUUCCUCCUCUCCACCACCAUCCUCUACCUCUACUUCCUCAGACUCCACAACGAGGGGCGCAUGCUGGACAUCUUCCAGCGUCUCAGCGUGACCGAGGGAUCCUUCUUUGUCCCCCGGGACCUGGAGGUGUCCAACCAGGAACUAGACUACAUCAUCCAGAAGGCCGAGCAGUGGAGGGGCUUCAACGGAGAAAGACGCAAGGUGUCAGUGUAUGACUACAUCUGGACAGAGGAGGGCCCCUUGGCGGGCUGUGCCCCCCCCAGGGGUGACCCUCGUGGGGCCGUGCCCGCUGCAGGGGGUGAGAGCAGUACCCACGUGUCUGUCUACACCCUCUACCUGAGCGGGCAGCGCCACCGUUACAGGCACUUCCUACGCCAGCCGGACGGUGCCAUCCUAGAGGUGAUUGGUGACAUGGACGGGGCAGAGCCUCCUCUCAGCACUAUGCCCCGCCCAGGUCAGAGGACACCAGAGGUGAACCAGGAAGACGAAGGCCCAAGCUCCACCCUCCAACUCAGGGAGAGGAAAAGGAGGAAGCCUGUUUGGCGUACUCAUCGCGUCGAGCCAGUAGGAGACAGUGGGCAUGGCUCGAGCUGCACUGCAAGGCCUUAG
Salvelinus namaycush (lake trout) is the source of this 3564-nucleotide messenger RNA. It is a transcript of the gene ofcc1, whose product is annotated as orofacial cleft 1 candidate 1. The record is from RefSeq and is a predicted model, not a curated record. Lineage: Eukaryota; Metazoa; Chordata; Actinopteri; Salmoniformes; Salmonidae. The transcript is spliced from 20 exons. Gene Ontology annotation, cellular component: perinuclear region of cytoplasm. Bases 1 to 3564 code for a protein of 1187 amino acids.